This is a messenger RNA of Vigna umbellata (rice bean), 587 nucleotides long. Its product is annotated as Small nuclear ribonucleoprotein family protein. Gene Ontology annotation, cellular component: Lsm1-7-Pat1 complex; spliceosomal tri-snRNP complex; catalytic step 2 spliceosome. Gene Ontology annotation, biological process: mRNA splicing, via spliceosome; nuclear-transcribed mRNA catabolic process. Lineage: Eukaryota; Viridiplantae; Streptophyta; Magnoliopsida; Fabales; Fabaceae. The record is from RefSeq and is a predicted model, not a curated record. Gene Ontology annotation, molecular function: RNA binding.
CAUAUUAUAUAUACUGGACUCGCAUGUCCUUCACGCCUUACUUCUCAGUUCCCUACUCAAUAUAUAUUCAAAUCCGUGGUCACUCUCUUCUAUUCCUUCUCUUCAGGUUACUUGAAUUGACCAUGUCGGGCAGAAAAGAAACGGUUCUAGACCUUGCGAAGUUCGUAGACAAAGGCGUUCAAGUUAAGCUUACUGGUGGAAGACAAGUUACAGGGACUCUAAAAGGGUAUGAUCAGUUACUUAACCUUGUCCUAGAUGAAGCAGUGGAGUUUUUAAGAGAUCCUGACGAUCCUCUCAAAACUACCGAUCAGACCAGACAACUUGGCCUAAUUGUUUGUAGAGGAACUGCUGUCAUGCUUGUGUCCCCAACUGAUGGUACAGAUGAAAUCGCCAACCCCUUUAUACAGCCAGAUGGGGCUUAAAUUUCAAAUAUUUAUUCUCUAAGUUUCUGUGCUAGCUGAUCAAUACGCCAUUACGUUGCUAUUGAGCCAUUAAUGUGGAGAUUCUGGCUAACAUUUGUCUAAUUUGUAAGCUUGGAUAGUUUUUGUAUGUUUUGAAUUAAUAGAAUACCAUACAUUGCUUGAGAA